Cydia strobilella is the source of this 1816-nucleotide messenger RNA. RefSeq names its product transmembrane emp24 domain-containing protein 2 (gene CHOp24). The record is from RefSeq and is a predicted model, not a curated record. Gene Ontology annotation, biological process: intracellular protein transport; endoplasmic reticulum to Golgi vesicle-mediated transport; Golgi organization. Gene Ontology annotation, cellular component: Golgi apparatus; endoplasmic reticulum; endoplasmic reticulum-Golgi intermediate compartment. The transcript is spliced from 4 exons. Lineage: Eukaryota; Metazoa; Arthropoda; Insecta; Lepidoptera; Tortricidae. The coding region runs from base 109 to 732 and encodes 207 amino acids.
CAUUUGUCAUUACGUGGCUCUACUAGUUUAGGAAAAGAAAACAAGCUUAUGGUCGGCUAAUUGCAGAAAUAUAUGUUUCUUGUCAAGAAUUAAUAUAUUAUUAGCAACAUGGACAGUAAAUGGACUAAUCUAGGGCUCAUAGUAGCAUUUUUUGUCACCUUACUUAGCUGUGUAACUAGUUAUACUAUCACAGUGGAUGCCCAUGCCGAAGAGUGCUUUUUCGAACAUGUUGAAGCCGAUACAAAAAUGGGUUUAACCUUUGAAAUAGCAGAGGGUGGGUUCCUCGACAUAGAUGUGACAAUCACUGGCCCCGACGGGACAGUGAUAUACCACGGCGAGCGAGAGUCUUCGGGCAUGUACACAUUCUCUGCUCAUGUGUCAGGCCGCUACACUUACUGCUUCAGCAAUAAGAUGUCUACUAUGACACCAAAGGUUGUAAUGUUCAACCUGGAAAUCGGAGAUUCCCCCCACAAGGCGGAGGGAGACAAGGAUGAGGCGGUGGACCACAACAAGCUGGAAGACAUGAUCAAGGAGCUGGCCACUACUCUCAAGACCGUCAAACAUGAGCAGGAGUACAUGCAGGUCCGCGACCGCAUCCACCGGUCUAUCAACGAGAGCACGAACUCGCGCGUGGUGCUGUGGUCCGUGUUCGAGGCAUCCGUGCUGCUCGUCAUGACCGUGGGCCAGGUGUACUACCUCAAGCGGUUCUUUGAGGUGCAGCGCGUCGUCUAACGCACUAUACACUGCCGGGUUUUGAGUAAUUUAGUUUAAUUUAAGGCUUGCAAUACAGGGUUCGCAAUAAGGUGAAUGCGCCAGACAUACGGUCGCGCUUGUAAACCAUUUGUCAUUUUCACCUUCCUUCCUGCCGGUCCUCCAGUCCUACUGUGCAUUGGCCCAAAAGUCACUAGUAAUUAGAGAAUCAAUAACGGGUGUGCCACAGAAACCCUGCAUUGCAUCUACAAUCUAUCUUACUCAAAAUCAGGGGGGUAUUGUAUUUAAAAUCAAUUCGUCAUUAGGCGAAAUGUGUUUUUAGUUCAAUCAGCAGUGUUAGGCAUAUUUUAAUCAAUGCAAUGUUUAUAUAAUGAUUUAAAAUAUUUGUUGUUAGAACUAAGAACAUAUCCCGCCUAUAUGACUUUAACUCGCUCCCAGUAUGUGACAAUAUCAUGACUGCUUUUAUAUAAUCAAGUGAGCUAAUCAAUGACACACUACAAUGAACCUUAUUUAUUAGUGUUUGUGACCUGUUUUUGUACUUACUGCAGAAUAGGGCUCGCCAUUGUUUUGGGUUUGUUUGUACGAAUUCGAACCAUUUGUACAAACAAACGCAUUCAGAAUGUUCAAUACGAGUCGUUAAAUGAAUAUAACCGAUUAUUGUAAUAUAAUGAACCCCAAAGAUUUACUUAUACCAUGCCACGCACGCACAUAUCUGUACAAUUGUAGUGCUUACUUCGUUUUUAUCCCCUUAAACUAUUACCAGUCAGUUUAUGAUGACCAUAGUACAAAAGAACUGGGUGGUCACUGUCAACGCUCUUGGCCAAUAUUUGGCAAUCAUUCGCCCAUUUUCGCAAACAUGGCUCUGUUUCUCUUUUCUUUUUAUACUAAGGAAAGAGAUGCAGUACGGAUAUUUGCAAUAUUUCUAUAGGUACUCUAGUUUAGGUGGGAUAAUCGAAAUAAGAUGUAAUAGUUCUCGCGCAAAUGUUCUGUUUAUAAUAGUAAUCAUCACAAGGGAGCGAGGCGUGGACGCGUUCUGAUCUGAGGUGUGAUUGCGUGAGUUAUUGAGUUAUGAGUUUUGAUGAAAUAAAUUAAUAAUGUUUGUACA